Molecule: messenger RNA, 644 nt
Organism: Cheilinus undulatus (humphead wrasse)
Lineage: Eukaryota; Metazoa; Chordata; Actinopteri; Labriformes; Labridae
Product: histone H2B-like
Exons: 1
Coding region: 16-393 (125 amino acids)
Cellular component (GO): nucleosome
Molecular function (GO): protein heterodimerization activity; structural constituent of chromatin; DNA binding
Source: RefSeq, a predicted model, not a curated record
CCCGAGAAAACAACCAUGCCUGAGACAGGAGGAAAAGGAGCACCGAAGAAGGGAAGCAAGAAAGGAGCGCCCAAGGCCGCCGGGAAAGGCAAGGGGAAGAGGAGAAAGAGCAGGAGAGAGAGCUACGCCAUCUACGUCUACAAGGUGCUGAAGCAAGUCCACCCAGAUACUGGGAUUUCCUCCAAAGCUAUGGGUAUCAUGAAUUCUUUCGUCAGUGACAUCUUUGAGCGCAUAGCAGGUGAGGCCUCCCGCUUGGCUCACUACAACAAACGUUCCACCAUUACGUCGAGGGAGAUCCAGACCGCCGUCCGCCUGCUGCUACCUGGUGAGCUGGCCAAGCACGCCGUGUCUGAAGGAACCAAGGCUGUCACGAAGUAUACCAGCUCCAAGUAAACGACUGCUCUGAUUUACCACAACCCAAAGGCUCUUUUAAGGGCCGCCCACUUUAUCUGUAAGGGAUGAAUCCUCUCCAGUUGACUGUUGUGCUUUGGUUGUAACGCAACAAUUAUUGUAAAAGGCUGAUAAAAUGCGAGCCCUGAAAUGAAUAAUAGAAUACGAUUACAUACUUAAUAUCAGUUUAUAGAUGAUUACCUGACUGUGAAAGUGUGCCUGUUGUACUGUGAAUAAAGAAACACUCAACUAAA